UGUUCCACCAUUACUCCAAACUAAUGUAAAUUUAUAUUUAAUUUAAUAUUUAAGUAAUAGAUGAAAAUAAAAUAAAUAAAUGUUUCAAAAUCAAUAAUUAUACAUCACAUUUAAAUAUAAAGUUUAAAAAUGUUUAAGAGUUUAUGCCGAAGCAGUGUAUUGUGUAAAUGCAUUCGUUCCUAUGUCAGGUAAUCAAUGAUGUAAAAUAUACUCUUAAUAUCAUAUAUUUUAAUUGAUUGAGUAUAAUAUAUUAAAUAUUUAAGUUAUAUAAAUACACUAUAAUAAUAACAAGAGCUAGUUAUAUUUUUAUAAAUUAUAAUUAGAUUGAUAGAAGUUGGCCAGUUAACUUUACCAAAAUCCAUUGAAAAGUAUGAAACUGGUCAGUUAUUUUUUCAUCGAAUAUUUGGAUACAGAGGAGUGAUAUUAUUUCCAUGGUUAGCCAGAGUAUACAAUCGUGAUGUUGUUAAUAAAACAGAAAAGUAAGUCUUCUUAUAUAUAACUAACCAAUUAUAAUAAUGAUAUAAGAAAAUGUAUUAGUUUAAUAUAUGAUUUCCAUCAUCUCUAUGAAAUAUUUACUAUAUUAUUAUAUUUUUUUUAUUAUAGUACUGUAGGAAAAGACGUCAAAGGAAAAACGCAUACAUUUUAUCAAACCCUGAUUGAUGAAAGAGAUUGUCCUUUUAUAGUAAUUAAAUUAAGAUAACUAUCCAAAUAAAAAAUAAGAAUAGUUAAUUAUUUUAUAUUACAAUAUAGAGAGCACAAACAGAAGCUGUUACAUUUCUUGGUAAUCAAGAUACUAGCCGUAGUUUAUAUGCAAUACCUGGAUUAGACUAUGUAGCUCAAGAAGAUAUUCUUCCAUAUACUGCAACUGAAAAACAACCUUUACAGCAUGAGCUUUUUGAUAAAUUUCUCAUGUACUAUCCUAAUAAAGGUAUACUAUUUCUGUUUAUUGUAUAAUAUUUCAAAUAAUUUACAGUCUUAAUUAAAAUUGUUGAAUAUUAUAAAAUGUGUUUCUUUUAUGUGAUAAGAGAAUUCAAUUAAGACUUAAAGAUAAGUUCUACAAAAGUAUGGUAAGACUAAUUAUGUUGUAUGGUUUUUGAUUGUUAAGUAGUAGACAGAAAAAUAGAACAGAAUGUAGCAGAGAUGAGAAUGCUUAGGUGAAUGAGUGGAAUGACAUGAGGAGUUAGAAAUAGGAUACAUAAAAGGUAGCUUGAGUGUGGCUUUAAUUGUAAAGAAAAUGAACUGAAAUGAUUUGAACAUAUCAAUGACAUUUCAGAGUUGCCAUCUAUCCUCUUUUCACCUGGAUAGUCCGGUUUUACACAUAUAAAUCUACGGAAUCUUUUAUUGACAUUUUUUUUUGGCCUUACAUAUCACGGGAAGAGAUAAAUCUGAAGCAGUAAGAACUAUAACAAAAAUAAACUUGGUAGAAAAAGUGACUAUAAUAUGAUUUCAUUGAGAGUUUUAUGAGGAAAGUUGUUGUAUGCAAGGUGAGAGAUCGGGUCAAGUGGAAGUUAGAAUGAGGGUGACCAACCACAAAUAGUUGAGAUGAAGGCAAAGGAGAAUAAAAAGAAAACGAAUUAAUACAAAUUAUUAUAUUACUUCAAUUCAAUGCAGAUCCACCUUUUGGGGCACAAGAAACAUUGCGUUCAUGGCAAAAAAAAAAUCAUCCUUGGUUGGAAUUGUCAGAUGUUCAUAAAGAAACUACAGAAAAUAUUAGAGUUACAGUAAUACCAUUUUACAUGGGAUAUAGAGAAUCUCAAACAAAUUCUGUUUAUUGGGUAAUUUGUUAAACUAUUUCAGUUAUUAUAUAUUAAUAACCUAUAAUAAUCUAUUAAUUAAUUAUUUUAUGUUCAGUGGAGAUAUUGUAUACGAUUAGAAAAUUUGGGUGAACAAAGUGUUCAAUUGAGAGAGCGUCAUUGGAGAAUAUUUAGUUUAUCCGGAACAUUAGAAACUGUUCGUGGAAGAGGAGUAGUAGGGCAAGAACCUGUAUUGUCAAAAAAAUCCCCCGCAUUUCAAUAUAGUAGUCAUGUGAGCUUACAAGCACCUAGUGGUCACAUGUGGUAAGUUAUUAUGAAAUCAUAAUUAGAUAUACUCUAUCUGAGAAGUUGAAAUAAAAUUAUUUAUUAAGAACAAUAUUUAUGCAUUUAUAAUGUUUAUGAAACAUUAUACAUUUUACAUUAUUAUUUCAAAAAUAUAAUCUAGUUAAACUAAUGUUUAUUAUGGGUGCCUAGUUAUUUUUAAAUUUUUAUAUUUACAAAAAUAAAUUAAGUUUCAAAUUACUGUUGUUUCCAUUAAAAAAAUAUUAAUGAUGUCCUUUCAAGACCUAAAUUUUAUUUUCAUUAAGUCUGAAAUGUAUGAUUUGUCUAAGACCUAAUGACUAAGUUUUAAUUUCAAACAUUUACUAAUUAAACCUUUUUAAUAUGCAUGUACAUAAAGAAUUUUAUUUUGUACAAGCCUCUACUGUAUACACUAUACCCUGUCUUCCUUAAGAGUAUACCCGUUUGUGCACACUUGACUGAUUGUUGAAUGUUGCCUAACCCCCUACUUUAUAGAUCGGAAACAAUUGUUACUGAUAGUAUGCCACACACUGCCAUCAUGUAUACAUUGAUUUAUAAUAUCUAUAAUACCUAUUGCCAAAUAAAUCAUAAUAUACACGCAUACCUAUACUGUUUCAUUUAAAUUAACAGGCACCAUAGACAAAUUACAUUACUUAACAUGUAAAUUGUAGUGUUUAUUCAAAUUAAAAUAGAGCAUUUGUGUUAGAAAAUACACGUACGCAGUAAGGCCUUUAAAACAAAAUGUCAUUAAUAAUUUGUUCUUUAUGUAUGCCGUAUACCAUGUGUAUUGUGACAAUUUUUGUUAUUUAUAGGGGAACUUUUCGAAUGGAACGCGAAGAUGGACAUUUAUUUGAUUGUCGCAUACCUCCAUUUUCACUUGAGAGCAAACCAGAUGAUAAGGUUACAUUUAAUACUGUAUAAAAACAAUUUUAGUGAUUAUAGAAUUUAUAUUUAUUAAAAUUAGUUUUGUUUAAAAAUCCACAAUAUCAGUUUCUAGACCGUUAAAUGUUGGGUGAUCCAUUCCUAAGCAACUGGUGAUUGAUUCAUCUUCCCCAUGUGGACAAUCGUCCUGGAGAUCGCAUACCCAUUGCCGAGGUAUACAACUGCGAGCAUUAUAUGUAUUAUAGUUAUUCAAACACUGGAAAAAUAAAUAAAUUAUACAAUAUUAAUAAAAAAUAAUAAUAAUAAUAACAAUAAUAAUAAUAAUAAUUUGUUGAUAUGAUAUAUAUAUUUUCUUUACUCUAUAUUCUGUAAACUCAUCACAAUGUGAAUUCCAGUUGUCACAAACACGUUCAUCAGAUCCAUCAGCACAGUCUUUAAUACCGUCACAAACUGCACGGAGAGCUAUACACCCUGUUCCUUGCCAACAUUUAAAGUUAUUUUUACUCAAACAUGUUUGGUCUUCUCGAGAAUUGAAAUCACCAAAUCCUGGUCUCAGACCUCCAUAUGUUCGGCCACAAUUGAAUUCAUUCUCAUCCCACCUAUUUUUUAAAUAUAAAAUAAAUUUAUUUUUUGAUUAGUUGAACAAAUAUUUUAUAAACCAAAUUGCCAGUUUUCUACUUGCCCAUCAUCACAAUCUACUCUUCCAUCACAUAACCAAGAGUUGGGUAAACAAACCGACAUCCUUCGAGAACGACAUCGAAACUCAUAUUUUUUACAUAUACCACGGUUAUAAUACCAAUUAUCAUUAUUGUUGUAUAAAUUAUUGUUAUAUUCACCACUAUCUAUAUCUGUAUCAGUGUAGCAGUUAUAUUCGUCGUCACCUUCUAUAAUAGUUAAAAAAUAUAAAAUAUAGUAUAAAUUUAAUUUUAUAAAAUUAUAAUAAAGUAUUUAAGAAUUACCUAGACAAUCUUUUUGACUAUCACAUAACCAACCUAAUGGUAUACAAACAUCAGAGUUUUGACAUGGAUAUCCAUUGUAAACCAUACCAUCUGUAUAACAUUUGACUGUAUUUUUGAUUAUAUCUAAAAAUAUUUAUUUUUUUUAAAUGUUUAAUUAUUGUAGUAGUACAAAUGUAAUAGUUACAAUUUCAGUCAAUAUAACCAUUACCCAAAUUGAUAAUAAAAAAAAUUUAAUUUUAACUAAUAAAAUCUAACAAAUAACUAAAUAACUCUCAAGAAAAAUAUGUUUAAAACAAAUUAUUGGUAUUUAUUUUCAUUCUUUGCGUCAUCCUUGCUUAACUUACAAAUUUAUUAUUUUGAGUUCCAGAUAAAAUAUAAAAUAUAUAUUAUACCAAAAUCUACAUUUACCAAAAAAAAAAAAAUUUGAAUAAUAACUUAUUAUUUUAAUAAUUUAAUAUAAUUCAAUAUAAAAAAUUUUAAAAAGUUUUAGAUAUUUAAAAAUCAAUAAUUUUGAAAAUAAGUUUUAAGUCUUCACCCUCCCCUAACAUAAAACCCACGUAUUUAACUUUUUUAUAGUAACUUUGGUAAUUUAUCUUGUACAGUGUCUUCAAAUUACUAUGGUGUUAAUUGUAAAACAAUUCAUAUUACAUUAUGUUACUGUAAUAUUUAUUUUUAUUUGUAUAUUGUACAUAUAUUUAGUAUUUAAAACAAAUACAUAAUAUUAAAUUAUUUGUUCUUAAUUUCUACCCGUUUAUUUAUUUUAAAAAAUAAAUAAUUAUA
This is a messenger RNA of Cinara cedri, 4675 nucleotides long. NCBI's taxonomy places the organism in Eukaryota, Metazoa, Arthropoda, Insecta, Hemiptera, Aphididae. The record is from the annotation of a GenBank genome assembly.